Plutella xylostella (diamondback moth) is the source of this 4043-nucleotide messenger RNA. It is a transcript of the gene Osbp, whose product is annotated as oxysterol binding protein. The record is from RefSeq and is a predicted model, not a curated record. Gene Ontology annotation, cellular component: cytosol; perinuclear endoplasmic reticulum; plasma membrane. Gene Ontology annotation, molecular function: sterol binding. NCBI's taxonomy places the organism in Eukaryota, Metazoa, Arthropoda, Insecta, Lepidoptera, Plutellidae.
CGAACUUCAUAAAAAUGGCAUGAUGGUGGACGUGGCCUAGGUAGUGAAGAAUUAAUAUUAUGUUUUUCAACAUAUUCUCUUGAAAAUAACGGAGAGAAUGUCGGAUGCAGUCGUAGCGAAAGGUCAGCCUGUUCACGGCGACCCAGAAAAGAAAGGAUGGUUGUUCAAGUGGACAAAUUAUCUCAAGGGAUAUCAACGAAGAUGGUUCGUGUUGUCGAAUGGAUUGUUAUCAUAUUACAGAAAUCAAGCAGAGAUGGCACAUACAUGUCGUGGCACCAUAUCCCUGCUUGGAGCAUUGAUCCACACCGCUGACUCAUGUACAUUUGUGAUCAGCAAUGGCGGCACACAGACGUUCCACAUCCGCGCCCACGACGAGGUGGAGCGGCAGAGCUGGGUCACAGCCUUGGAACUGGCCAAGGCGAAGGCUAUGUUAGUACGAGCCCAGGAGAGUGAUGAUGACGAUGACAACAUGGCCGCGUCACAUGUUGGUCAAAGCGAAGGAGACGCAGAGGACCCCAGUGGCAUAGCCAGGGAACUUGCUGCCAGGUUCCACGACCUGCGCACAUGCUCAGAGCUGGUGACGCGGCACGGCGCGGCGCUGCAGCGCUCGCUCGUGGACCUGGAGAUCCCGCCUUCGGACACCACCAAGCAGGUCUCCGAGCGCGCCACGCUGUUCCGGAUAUCCUGUAACGCUAUGAUGAACGCAUGUUCAGAGUUCAUGAACGCGGCGGCGGCGGGCAGCGGGCGGCUGAGCCGGGCUCUGCAGCACGAGCGCGAACAGAAGAUGAGGCUGCAGGAGGUGGUCGAGCAGCUCGCCCGGCAACACGACAACCUGGAGAGGAAUGUCACGGGACGCAGCCAUACAGGCGGCACCGGACAGAAUAACGAGGCGGAGGAGGAUGACCAUGAGUUCUUCGACGCGGUCGAAGGAGAGACAGGAUCGCACGACGACGAAAUCAAUUCAUUCGUAAUUAAAGUACCCGUCACAAAGAAAAACAAAGUCAAGCUGGGGGAGAGCUCGGACGAGUCGGAGGGGGAGACCGUUAGGGAGACACAACAGGUGAUCUUCCUAGAAGACCGGGACCCCUCCGACUCCGCAGCGGACGUGAUGGGGCGCGCCGAAGCCGCGCCCGGCGCCGACGACACCGACACCAAGGAGAAGGAACUCAAAAUAUACCCGCAUGCGUCCGAAGUGGUGGGCGUGGUGGACAGCCGGCCGCGGCGCACGCGCGUGCCCGACAAGCCCAACUACCCGCUCAGCCUGUGGUCCAUCAUGAAGAACUGCAUAGGCAAAGAGCUCUCGAAGAUCCCCAUCCCGGUGAACUUCAGCGAGCCUCUCUCGAUGCUGCAGCGUCUCACAGAGGACUACGAGUACUCGGGCGUGCUGGACCAGGCGGCGCGGCUGGCGGACCCGGCGCAGCAGCUGGCGUACGUGGCCGCCUUCACCGUGUCCUCCUACGCCACCACCAGCUGCAGAACCAAUAAGCCGUUUAACCCGCUCCUGGGGGAGACGUUUGAAUGUGAUAGAAUGGCGGACCUCGGCUGGAGGUCGAUAUCAGAACAGGUGGUCCACCACCCGCCCGUAUGCGCCAUCUACUGCACGGGGGCGUCGGGCUGGGCGUCCCACCAGGACAUCAGCAUGAAGACCAAGUUCCGCGGACAGAACAUCCAGGUGGAGCCACAGGCCUACAGCACGGUGCUGUUCGAGAAAUCCGGUAACCUCUAUGUUUAUGAGAAGGUAACAACAACAGUCCACAACAUAAUCGUCGGCAAGCUGUGGGUGGACAACCACGGCGACAUGGACAUAGUGGGCGAGGGCGGCGCCGCGGCCGGCUACGUGGCGCACCUCAAGUACCUCCCGUAUGGCUACUUCAGCAAGGAGUCGCAGAGGAAGGUCACGGGGGUUAUUAAGGAUCCGCAGGGUGUGCCGCGCUACGUGCUGCAGGGGCACUGGGACGAGCGCGUGGAGGUGGCGCCGGUGACCAGCACCAACGGCGACAACACCGUGUGCAAGACCGGCAAGUUCACCGUGGCCUGGGAGCGCGUGCCGGCGCCCGAUAACGCCGACAGAUGGUACAACUUCACGAUCCUGGCGGCGCAGCUGAACGAGCCGGAGCCGGGCGUGGCGCCGACGGACUCGCGGCUGCGGCCCGACCAGCGCCUCAUGGAGGAGGGGCUCUGGGACGACGCCAACAACGAGAAGCUGCGCCUCGAGGAGAAGCAGAGGACCAAGCGGCGAGAAGCGGAGGCGGAGGCCGAGGCGGCGGCGGCGGCAGGCGCCCGCCCGCCCCCCGGCCCCGCGCCGCUGUGGUUCACGCGCGAGAGCGAGGCCGGAGCCCCUCACCUCCGCCAUCUCUACAACCACCGCUACUGGGAGGCCAAGGAGCGCCAGGACUGGGCCGACUGCCCCGACAUCUUCUAAGUUAAGCUACAGUGUUGAAUAUUUGAAUUUUAUCUCUCCCCUUUCUUCGGUUGUUCCUCUGGACGUUCGGUUUCGUUGUGUACAUUUUUUUAAAUUGUAAUUACGGUAUCUUGUUGUCGCUUAGAGUUUUUGUGUGUUGUUAUGGGCCGGCUGGAUAUUAACGAUUAAUGUUCGAUGGCAUUUUCGGCUGCUUUGAGAUCUUUCCAAAUUUAGCAAGUUUGUGCUUCUAUGAUUAUAUUUUCCCCAGAGAUUCAUUUUGCCGUUCUUUUGUACUGGCUAGUUUACCUCUUGAGAUAUAUCUGGCACCUAUACUAUUGAUUGCAAGUAAUAAAAACCGCUUCCUAAUAUUUUAGCUCCGAUUCUCCUGUUUGAUACUUAAUUUGAAUCUCGUGAAGUUGCAUUGACAAAAUAGCCAACUGAUUUACCAGCAAAGAGCAAUAUGUAGAAAUAUUUGGUAUUUCUUAAAUGCCUUAGCGCUUCCAAGUAUAACAACUAACAUAACAUUUCUAAAUGAUACGACCUACCUUAUGUAAUAUCCUGUUUUGUGAAUAAUAUGGUGCCUUGUGUUUGUGUAAUAUUAAUAGUUAAUUUACAUAGUGUAAUUACAAUAAACAACUAAGCUAUUGGAGUCUCUAUAGCAAUUUUUAACAAUCUACUCAUCAUUAUCGCAGGCCACUAUGACCUCGGUUUACUAGUAAGAGCAUCUCGUUUGACGUUCAUUCCAUUUUGUAAUAAUAUCUGUAUGUACCCUUAUUUAUAUUUUUAAUUUUAUUGACAAAAUGUACAUACUUUUAUAUUCUAUUCAUUGUGUUUUGCGAUGGCCUAAAUGAGUAUUUUGUUUGUUGCACCUAGUGAUUUUAAUAAUUUUGUAUAAAAUUCAAAUUAACAACGAAAGUGAAAAGGUAAAAUAACACUCGACUGCUAAAAGAAAUGAAUAGCUUUAUAUUUCUAGCUUCAUUGUAAAAAAAAAUAUCUAAAGAUAUACGAUAAAAUAAUGUUGAAUUCAGUAACGCGUUUUUAUAAUCACAAUUUAUAGAGUAAACGCACCUAUUUUGUUGUAAAACAAAUUUAACUGUUUGAAACUUUCGUUUGACAGACUUUACCAUAAACUAAGGACAACUUAAUCGUUCAGAGUUAUUUAACUCUUCUAUUGUUAUCAUCAAUAUGGUCAUCCAAAAAGACAAAUUUUUGGAUAUCUCAGAAGUCAAAUAACUCUGAACGCACAGUAGGUAUUGCGUCCAAAAUGUUGUGCUUCUCUGUAUAGUUGCAGGCCGAGCAUGCGUUGUUUUAUGGUUAAUCUUGACAAUCCCUCGUACAAUGUAUGGAGUAAGGCGCCCCUGGCUCUCGCAAUGUAAGUCUGUAUGUAUUAUAGGUGCAUUAUCAAUACCAACAAUAAAGUUGAUAUUAAAAUCCCACACAACCUGAGAUAGAUCCGUCUGGACAAUUGGGUGCUUUUGAUAUCGGCUUGAACGGUCUAGAGAUAUUUAGUAAGAUCUAUAACAAAUUGUACAUUUUCAGGUGGAUGUAAGAUAUCUGUUAAUAUUUUUAUUAUAAUAGAAUAUUGAAUACAAAGCCAUAACAUCUGUAUCAUGUUACUUUAAAAAUAAAAUAUUACAUCAAA